This is a messenger RNA of Danio aesculapii, 2481 nucleotides long. RefSeq names its product extracellular calcium-sensing receptor. Lineage: Eukaryota; Metazoa; Chordata; Actinopteri; Cypriniformes; Danionidae. The record is from RefSeq and is a predicted model, not a curated record. Gene Ontology annotation, cellular component: membrane. Gene Ontology annotation, biological process: G protein-coupled receptor signaling pathway. Gene Ontology annotation, molecular function: G protein-coupled receptor activity. Bases 1 to 2481 code for a protein of 826 amino acids. The transcript is spliced from 6 exons.
AUGAUCAAGGAUGGAGAUGUGAUACUUGGAGGCCUGUUUCAGAUUCAUUUCUUUACAGUGUUUCCAGAACAGAGCUUCAGAACUGAACCAGAGCCACCAUUCUGUGAAAAAUUUGAUAUGGAAAGCUUCCAGCAAGCACAGACCAUGGCUUUUGCAAUAGAGGAGAUCAAUAAGAAUCCAAACUUGCUGCCAAAUAUCACUCUUGGUUUCCAUCUUUAUGACAACUGUGUGAGACUAGGAAUGGCAUUUCGGGCUGCCAUAUCCCUGGCUAGUGGGACAGAGGUGUCCUUCCAAAACUUAAACUGCACUGGGCCUCCACCAGUGAUUGGGAUUGUUGGGGAUCCAAGUUCAACUCCUUCUAUAGCGAUUUCCAGUCUUCUGGGGCUGUUUCGAGUGCCUAUAGUUAGCUACUAUGCCACUUGCUCCUGUUUGAGUGACAGAAAAAAGUACCCAUCCUUCUUCAGAACAAUUCCCAGUGAUGCCUUCCAAGUCCGGGCUAUGGUUCAGAUAUUGAGACAUUUUGGAUGGACCUGGGUCGGUCUCAUUUACAGUGAUGAUGACUAUGGUGUCAAUGCUGCCCAAUCUUUCCAUCAGGAAAUGCAGAUGUUUGGACAUUGUGUUGCUUUCUCUGAAAUUCUACCCCAUAAUAAUAACCAAAGAGAUAUUCAGCGCAUAAUGAGGGUGAUUCAGGCAUCAACAGCUAGAGUGGUGGUUGUUUUUUCAACUUCAUCCUUUCUGUUGCCUUUGAUAGAUGAGGUGGCGUCUCAGAACAUGACAGGCAGGCAGUGGAUUGCAAGUGAAGCUUGGGCUACGUCACCUGUAUACCAUUCUCCUCGUUUACUGCCCUUUCUGGGGGGCACAUUGGGCAUUGCUGUUAGGCAUGGAGAGAUACCAGGGCUUCAUGAUUUUCUAUUACAUCUCGGCCCCAGCAAUGAGUCAAGAAAUAAUAUGUUGAGAAUCUUCUGGGAGAACAUGUUUGGAUGCAGUUUUGAACCUGGGGGUAAAGACAAAAACGGAGAGAUAAAAGUGUGUACAGGUCAGGAGGAUCUAAGCACCACAAACACACCAUACACUGAUGUUUCAGGACUGAGGGCAGCUUAUAAUGUCUAUAAGGCAGUUUAUGCCCUGGCACAUGGACUUCAUGACCUGAUGCAGUGUGAGAAGGGGAGAGGACCAUUCAGGGGAAAAGGCUGUGCUGACAUAACUAAUCUAAAACCCUGGCAGCUGGUUCAUUACCUACAAAACGUGAACUUCACCACAGGCUUUGGGGAUCAUGUGUCAUUUGAUGAGAAUGGAGAUGCUCUGGCUAUUUACGAUGUGCUAAACUGGCAGCCAAGCUCUGAUGGAUCAAUACAAAUCUACACUGUUGGUGUUGUAAAGGAAGGGACAGAAACAGAAAUGGUGCUUACAAUAGAUGAGGAUGCAAUAUACUGGAACUUUGAGCCAAAAAAGUCUGUGUGCAGUGAGAGCUGCUCUCCAGGCACCAGACGGGCCACACGCAAGGGGCUUCCUGUAUGCUGUUUUGACUGCCUGCCAUGCAGAGAUGGAGAGAUUUCCAAUACAACAGAUGCUAUUGAGUGCAUGCCUUGUCCAGAUGAGUUCUGGUCCAGUCCAGAUAAGGAUCAAUGUGUCCCAAAGGAAGUAGAGUUUCUGUCCUAUGAGGAUCCCCUGGGCAUCUCUCUGACCACUGCUUCCCUACUUGGCACCUGCUUCUGUGUUCUUGUGAUGAUCAUCUUUGGUCUUCAUCGUAACACACCCAUAGUACGUGCCAACAAUUCAGAGCUCAGCUUCAUGCUGCUUUUGUCACUAAAAAUGUGUUUUCUGUGUGUGCUGCUAUUCAUUGGUCGGCCCCAGUUGUGGACAUGUCAGUUAAGACAUGCUGUGUUUGGCAUAAGCUUUGUCCUGUGCAUCUCCAGCAUUCUGGUCAAAACUAUGGUGGUAAUAGCUGUGUUUAAUUCAUCUCGACCUGAGGGCAAAGGAGCAAUGAAAUGGUUUGGAGCAGCUCAACAAAGAUGCACAGUUCUGGUCCUCACAGUCCUCCAGGUUGUCAUAUGUUCAGUUUGGCUAUCAACUGCCUCUCCAACACCUUACAAAAACAACCAGUAUAUACGCUCUAAAAUAGUCUAUGAAUGUGCCAUUGGCUCAGUUGCUGGUUUCUCUCUGUUGUUGGGGUACAUUGGACUGUUGGCAGCAGUAAGUUUUCUUUUAGCCUUCUUGGCAAGAAACCUUCCAGAUAACUUUAAUGAAGCAAAGUUCAUCACUUUUAGCAUGUUGAUCUUUUGUGCUGUUUGGAUUGCAUUUGUUCCAGCAUAUGUAAGCUCACCAGGGAAAUAUGCAGUGGCUGUGGAGAUAUUUGCCAUUUUAGCUUCUAGUUUUGGAUUAUUGGUGGCCAUAUUUGCCCCAAAGUGCUACAUUAUCCUUUUGCAUCCAGAGAGAAACACAAAAAAUGCCAUCAUGGGACGGGAAACACAAAAGAGAUAG